GAAAUUGAGGGGAUACGUUGGCCAUGCUGUUUUUACAAGCUGAACGGAUGUUUUUGGGCUUCGUCCUCUGCGUCUCAGGGGCUCUGGGAGCAGAGAGAAGCGUCUGUGUCCUGAAGGGCUCAUCAGUCAGUCUGACUUGCUUUGCUGGAAAUCCAGCCGCGCCCACGAGCUGGCACUACCUCAAGGAAAACAAAACUCUGAGUGUAAUCAAAGAGAUUUCUGAAAGUGUCACCUACAGCAUAACAGAGAACGGGACUCUGACUAUCAGAGAUAUAAAGAAAAGUGAUGAGUACAGCUUCUGCUGCCAAGAAUCCAGCGGGGAAUGUCCGGAGAACAGAACGAAGCUCCACGUCACAGACCUCCAGGUAAAGGUGUUUCCUGCCUCAGAGGGACAGAAAGUGACUCUGAUGUGCUCAAGCAGCUGUUCUCUGACUGAAAGCCCUGCAGCCUUCAUCUGGUACCAGAACGGAGAGUUCCUCUAUGAGGACUGGUCCCCCUGGUACCAAGAGCUGGUCAGCAGUGACCAGGCAGUCAGAUACUCCUGUGCUAUCAAAGGCUACGAGAAUCUCAGAGCUCCUGACGUCUCAGUGGACUUCAUCAAUUCAGACUGUUUCGGUGUGACGUAUUUAAAUUCAGAAAUGUGUCCUGAGAAGCUGAAAUCAGCCAAAGGGCUGUGCUCCAUCACGUACCCCAGAGAAGUACGAGUUAAAAUGCUCACUGAAACGGAUUACAUCACGCUGAUCUGUAACACCAGCUGCCCCGCCGCUGACGCUCACACCGCCUUCACUUGGAACUGGAACAGAAAAGCUUUCAUGGACUGCACCAGUCAGGACAUUAUGUUAUUUAAAUCUGACGACUACGUCUCCUGCGCUGUUAAAAACAAUGAAUAUAUGCACUCUGAUGAGAUCUGCACAAAGUCCGGAAACGUGAAUUAUGUCAGCAGGAGCUUGUGCAUGCUGGAAGGAGCUUCUGUAAACAUUUCCAGCAAAUACACAAAGCAACACUCAGCCCAUUCCGACUUGUUAUCGUGGUAUAAAAUAAAGCGAGACAUGAAGGAGGAGGCUGACGUCACCGUUAUAGAAGCUGGAGGCCGGGUAGAGCACCACAACAUGAAUAAUUAUGAACAUACGCUCACAAUCAACAACCUGAUGAAGAAUGACUCCGGAGAAUACAUGUUCACUCUCAAUAAGUAUGAUAAAUGUGAUCAGCCUGACCUGCUGGGAGCGAUCCUGGUGGUCACAGGUCUGAAGGUGACCAUGACUCCCUCCGACGUGGUGACAAAAGGUCAGAGAGUCACACUGACCUGCAGUACAAGCUGCCCUCUGAGUGAGGAGACAACCUACCUGUGGUUCUUCAAUGAGCAACCGCUGAGCCUCAGUGGGGGCCACAACAAACAAGUUGUUCUAAACCCAGUCAGAAGUCGGCAUGCAGGAAACUACUCCUGUGCGAUCAGCACCCCUCAGAACAUCAGCUCAACCCUGGAGGUGCUUACCGUCAGAGACGGAGAUAAUACUGCGAUAAUGGCAAUGAACAUAACAAAACUGGUGUUUUUGUUGCUGCUUCCUCUUGUUGGAUGUAAGCUGUACUUGAUGCUGAGAAAAAGAAAAACUGCAACUCGCCCAGCCAAGCCGAGUGAAAAAGUGGGAACCGAAGAGGUGACGACGUCCCAACAUGAGAUAGUCCCGCUUACGGACAGAAACCCUCGUCCUGAAAGAAAGCCGAAAGACAGGCAGCAGGACUUUGUGUAACGACUUGACUUUAUGGGCUGCGGUAUUUGAUAUAAGCCCUGAAAAUAAUGUACAGGGUUCAUAAAAAAAGCAACUUUAAGUGUCAAAGAUAAGGCCUUUUCCGUUGAUAUCACUUCUUGCUUAUGGGGUGGAUGUAACUUCUUAAUCUAGAGACACGUUCGAGCGCCGAUGUUCUCAGAUCAAGAAAGAUAAUCGUAACCUUUCAUUAAACAGGAUUCCACAAACCUGUGCAAACUAAGUAGUAAAGAUAACAUCACAUUUACUAAGGUUUUGCAAAGCCUCUGUUAAAAUAUCUGAAAUAUUCGGACUUAAAUAAUGGAGACAAUGUUUAUCUUCUGCCAUUAAUGUGGCCUUUCAAUAAAGAAAAACAAAUAUGUCAGAAGAUAAAGAUUAAGAAAAAUGAAAAAGGCACAACAACUUAAUUAAGUAGGUGUGCACACCGUUAAACAAAUACUUGUUUAAAGCACCUUUUGUCUCCGUUUUAGCCUUUUAAUUUACUUUGGUAGAGUCCUUUUCUCACGUCUUUACUUAGUCGUAUAUUCCUAAUCUAGCUUUCAAAAUUUCUCCAUCUGAAAAGGGGUUACUUGUUCCUACCAGAAUAUCACAUAUUCUUGCUUAACUGAACUUUUGGUCAAACACUUCCAGUUUGGUUCUUCUACCGUAGAGCAUUCUUUACCAAAGUUUUUUAGAAGAUUUUAGCUAAGUUUUCUUUUUAGAAAAUAUUCCUGAAAUUGAGCACUUUUACUCAGUCCAGACAUACAGAGCAGAUUGUUUUCACGCAGAUAAAUCAACCAGAGCUUGUUGGAAAUUGCUGCAGCUACUUUAGCCGCUUAGCAUGACAGUUAAUGUUUGACAUUUGUAUCAAUUUGGAAGGAAAAAAAAA
This is a messenger RNA of Poecilia reticulata (guppy), 2631 nucleotides long. RefSeq names its product B-cell receptor CD22-like. NCBI's taxonomy places the organism in Eukaryota, Metazoa, Chordata, Actinopteri, Cyprinodontiformes, Poeciliidae. The record is from RefSeq and is a predicted model, not a curated record.